This is a messenger RNA of Rhizopus microsporus ATCC 52813, 1189 nucleotides long. Its product is annotated as prohibitin Phb2. Gene Ontology annotation, cellular component: mitochondrion; membrane. Bases 6 to 884 code for a protein of 292 amino acids. NCBI's taxonomy places the organism in Eukaryota, Fungi, Mucoromycota, Mucoromycetes, Mucorales, Rhizopodaceae. Gene Ontology annotation, biological process: mitochondrion organization. The transcript is spliced from 3 exons. The record is from RefSeq and is a predicted model, not a curated record.
UAAAAAUGGCACAGCAAGCAAAACAAGCAGCACAGAAAUUAGGAGGCAUGUUCCCCGGUGGUUCUGGUAAGGGCAUUGGCUCUGCCGCUGGUGCCUUGGUCGUUUUGGGAGCUUUGGGUUAUGGUGUGAAUGCUUCUCUUUUCAACGUUGACGGUGGUCACCGAGCUAUCAAAUACACCCGUCUCUUUGGUGUUCAAGAUAAUAUUUACAACGAAGGAACUCACUUUAUGAUUCCUUGGUUUGAAACACCCAUCAUUUACGAUGUUCGUGCAAAGCCUCGUAAUGUUGCUUCUUUGACAGGCACUAAAGAUUUACAAAUGGUCAACAUUACUUGUCGUGUACUUUCAAAACCUCGUGUUGAUCAACUUGCCACCGUUUACCGUACAUUAGGCCAAGAUUACGAUGAACGUAUUUUACCUUCUAUCGUCAAUGAAGUGCUCAAGUCAGUUGUAGCACAAUUCACUGCCUCACAAUUGAUUACUCAACGUGAACGUGUGUCAAGAUUGGUUCGUGAAAACCUCGUUCGUCGUGCACUUCGAUUCAACAUUAUUUUGGAUGAUGUCUCUAUUACUCACGUUGGAUUCUCACCUGUUUUCGAAAGCGCCGUCGAAGCCAAGCAAAUUGCUCAACAAGAAGCUCAACGUGCAGCUUUCAUUGUAGAUAAAGCAAGACAAGAAAAGCAAUCCGUCAUUGUUCGUGCUCAAGGUGAGGCCAAGUCAGCUGAAUUGAUUGGUGAGGCGAUCAAGAACAAGCCUGGCUUCCUUGAGUUGAAGCGUAUUGAAGCAGCUCGUGAAAUUGCCAGCAUCAUCUCUAGAUCUGGAAAUAAGGUCAUGCUUGACGCUGAUACUUUGCUCUUGAACAUCAAUUCACCUAAGCAAGCUUAAUGAUUUAGACAAUGAAAAUAAAAAAAAAAAGGAAAAGGAUAGAGAACGCCAAGUUUUUUAUGCCGGUGAACACUAUGAUUGCAUAAAGUUCUGUUAAUACCAUGACAGUAUUUGUAGUUUUGCCAAUUUUUCAUAAAGGAGAAAAGGAGGAGGUCAUUGUUACUAGGUUACAAGCACAACCCUAACAACGUAGUUCAAAAUGGGGUAAUUACGUUGCCUAGAAUACCUAUUGAUGAGUCAUAUGAUGGUUCAUAACACAGUGGCACAGUGAAUCAUUUCUUGCAUAAAGUGUGCCCAAAGAGCUG